This is a messenger RNA of Entrophospora sp. SA101, 2289 nucleotides long. NCBI's taxonomy places the organism in Eukaryota, Fungi, Glomeromycota, Glomeromycetes, Entrophosporales, Entrophosporaceae. The record is from the annotation of a GenBank genome assembly.
AUGUCAAUAAUAUCUAUUUUAUGUUUUAAAGCAUCGUAUAAAUUAUUUCGAUGGUUAUUUAUAUUUUCUACAAUUUUAAGUUCUUUAAAUGGAGUUUCAACUCUUAACUUACCGCAAUUUACAAUAAAGAGUAAAGUUAUUGAGUUACUUGAUGAGGAGGGUGGAACCUCAGAUUUCACAAUGAAAUUGUUUACCAUCUCAGCAUUAGUAAUACUCGGAGGCGUGUUUGCUGGGCUUACAAUAGGCUUGAUGGGCUUAGAUGAGACUAAUUUACAAGUUUUAAUGGUAGCAGGAGAUUCGAAGGAACGUAUUUAUGCAAGAAAAGUAUUUGAACUUUUAAAACGUGGAAAACACUGGGUAUUAGUAACUUUAUUACUCUCCAAUGUGAUUGUCAAUGAAACUUUACCAAUCAUUAUGGACUCGCUUUUUGGAGGAGGUUGGCCGGCAGUGUUAAUAUCAACUGCAUUAAUCGUUCUAUUUGGGGAAAUAAUUCCUCAAGCCAUAUGUGUUCGUUAUGGCUUGGCUAUAGGUGCCGGAUUUUCAUGGUUUGUGUUGUUCUUAAUGUAUACAAUGUUUCCUAUAGCGUACCCGAUAGCUCUACUAUUGGAUUAUUUUCUUGGCGAACAUCACGGUAUAAUGUAUCGUAAAUCUGAGUUAAAAACUUUUGUUUCUUUGCAUAAAAAUGGCGGAAUUGAAAGUUUAAAUGAAGAUGAAGUUCAAAUUAUUGGUUCUGUGUUAGAUCUUCGUGAAAAAUCCGUUUCAGCCAUCAUGACACCUUUGGAAAAUUCUUAUACAUUAAGUGCUGAUUGUUUAUUAGAUGAAAAAACGGUUGAUGAGAUUCUUUCGGCAGGUUAUUCUCGUAUUCCAGUUUAUGAGCCACCAAAUCCAACGCACUUUAUAGGUAUGCUUUUAGUUAAAAAACUAAUUACAUAUGAUCCAGAAGAUGCAUGGUCUGUCAGGGAUUUUCCAUUAAGCUCACUACCAGAAACUUCACCAGACACAAGUUGUUUAGACAUUUUAAACUAUUUUCAAGAAGGCAGAAGCCACAUGGUACUUGUCUCAGAAGAUCCUGGGGGAGAUAAAGGAGCUCUUGGCGUAAUCACUCUCGAAGAUGUUAUUGAAGAGUUGAUUGGAGAGGAAAUUAUUGACGAGACAGAUGUUUAUGUUGACGUACAAAAUAAAAUCAAAGUUGUGCGUCAUCCACCACGUCAAUCGAGACAACGUUCAUAUCCAUAUUAUAAAUCUAAUUUAUUAAAAAGCUCAGCAAUUCUACAUACUGUUCUUGAUUAUCUUUAUGCAAAUGGAUUUACAGAAUCAUUUAAUUCGUUAAAAACUGAUGCGCACCAAAAUGAUUUCAAUCCAGAUCCCAAACAAAAAUACGCAGGGUUAUUGGAAAAAAAAUGGACUUCGGUGAUUCGGUUACAAAAAAAGAUUACACAGAUGUCUGAAGAACUUAAUAAUGCACCUUUAAGAAAAACUAAUAGUGCAGUUGAUUGGGUACCACGAGCACCAGAAAAAUAUUCACUAACAGGGCAUAGGAAUCCAAUUACACGCGUUACGUUUCAUCCUGUUUUUUCUGUAUUGGCAUCUGCUUCUGAAGAUACUACAAUAAAGAUUUGGGAUUAUGAAACUGGUGAAUUUGAAAGAACACUUAAAAGUCAUACUAAAGCAGUUCAAGAUAUAACAUUUGAUCCUAAAGGCAACUAUUUGGUGACUUGUUCUGCAGAUUUGACAAUAAAAGUGUAUUGUAUAAAAACAUAUACUGGUCAUUUGGAAUGGGUGAGAAUGGUAUCACCAAGCGAAGAUGGAAAAUGGAUUGUAACUAGUUCAAACGAUCAGACUGCACGUUUAUGGGAAGUACAAAGUGGUGAUUGUAAAAUGGAUUUUAGGGAUCAUGAUCAUGUAGUAGAAUGUGCAAUAUUUGCACCUCUUGUUGCAUAUCCUUUAAUAAGAGAAUUGAUAGGUGUAGAUAAAGAUCCCAAAGGAAACAAAGAUCAACCAAUUCCUGGUCAAUAUAUUGUAACUGGUUCAAGGGAUAAAACAAUUAAACUAUGGGAUUCGACAGGUCAAUGCUUGAGAACUUUUGUGGGACAUGAUAAUUGGGUUCGUGGACUUGUAUUCCAUCCUAGUGGAAAAUUUCUUCUCAGUGCAUCAGAUGACAAGACUCUAAAGAUAUGGGAUGUUAAAACUGGUCGAUGUACCAAAACUUUAGAAGCCCAUGCACAUUUUGUUACAUGUAUCGCAUUUAAUAGUGGUACUCCUGUUGUUGCUACAGGAUAUAACAACUGA